AUGGAGAUUGACGUUCAUCAAAUUGAGAAAGUUUUAGAGCAUAUGGGAUAUGAAGGAACUUUUCCUCCUACAAUCAAAAAGCUGCUUCCUCCAUGCUGGAAGCUUUUGGCUCAUGUGUUCGUGAGUUGCGUUUCUAGCCGGAGAUCAGGAGCUAACGAGAUUUCUCUAGCCAAUACUGGUGUCAUUGCUGCAUUGGCAGCAGGUUUUGAGUUUAAUUUCUCAAAAUUCAUAAUGAAUGAAAUGAUACUAAAUAUUGAAGGAAGCAAAAGAGACAAAUUUUGUAUGUAUCCAAGAUUUCUAGAAAUCAUGCUUAACGUAACUCACCCCAAGUUGCAGAGAGGAAAUGAUACUCUGGAUUUCAAAUCCAUUGGUCCAAGUGCCUUUGGAUUAAUGAAGCAAAAGAGAGGCGGAAAAUUUGUAUUUGAAGGAAAAUUUCAAUUAAUAAAAUUUGAAAUAUUUAAAGAGGAUGUCAGAGAAGAAGCAGCAGAUCAAUCCAUGCCGAUGGAAAAUGAAGACACUCAUCAGUCUCCCUCCGAGCCUGUAGUGGAGGAGAUUCAUCACUCUCCCAGAACUUGUGUAGCUAAUGAGCAUGAUUAUCAGAAAGCAAAUGAUUCAAUAUCUUCUCCAGGGGAUGAUGACGAUGAUCUUUAUGAAGAUGUAGAGUUUUUGAAAGAAAUCUACUUUACAGGAAUCAAUGAUGACAUUCCAACAAACAUAGAGUUUGAUUUUGGUGAUGAAGAUUUUGAUCCUUUUUUUGAUAUUCCCUGCAGCCGUGCAACUAAAGUCAAUGAAGUUGCUUCUCUAGCAACCAAGACUAGAGAUGAAGGAAAUUCUCUCAAAAUUAUGCUCUCUACCUCAAAGCCCUUGGAAAUCACAACAAGUCAAGGAGAUGUGACAUCAGAGAUUCCUCCCUCUGUGUCACCUGUCUCAACAUCAACUCUAGUCAUUUCUAUGUUAUCUGAACCUCAAACUUCUUAG
This is a messenger RNA of Lactuca saligna, 978 nucleotides long. NCBI's taxonomy places the organism in Eukaryota, Viridiplantae, Streptophyta, Magnoliopsida, Asterales, Asteraceae. The record is from the annotation of a GenBank genome assembly.